UCAGCUUUCGAUCCUAAAAAACUUCAUCCCCUCGCUGAACUAGGGGAUAACCUCGAUUUCCUCACACUCGAAGAAGACAAACUUCAAGAUUUAGGAGGAGGUAUUUCAGUGCUUCCAAGUAGAGGAUGGACGGACGAUUUAUGUGUAGGAACGGGUACUACCUAUCUUUCAGGUUUAGCUUUAGGUGGAAUGUGGGGUUUUAGAGAAGGGUUGGUAAGACCGUUGGGUAAUAAACCGUCAUUCAAGUUGAGGUUGAAUAGUGUUUUGAAUGGAUGUACUAGACGAGGUAGUUUUAUGGGUAAUUCUUUAGGCGUUUUAGCUAUCUUUUAUAAUCUAUCGAACUCAUCUCUGGACGCCAUCAGGGGCAAACACGACGUUUUCAAUGCUCUCGGUGCUGCCGCUCUAUCAGGGGGGAUAUACAAAGCCACUGCCGGCGUACGACCAGCUAUGGUAGGAGCAGGUCUCAUGACUGCCGCUGCUGGUGCUUGGUCAUUUUUCAAG
Molecule: messenger RNA, 501 nt
Organism: Tremella mesenterica DSM 1558
Lineage: Eukaryota; Fungi; Basidiomycota; Tremellomycetes; Tremellales; Tremellaceae
Exons: 3
Biological process (GO): protein import into mitochondrial matrix
Cellular component (GO): mitochondrial inner membrane; TIM23 mitochondrial import inner membrane translocase complex
Molecular function (GO): transmembrane protein transporter activity
Source: RefSeq, a predicted model, not a curated record